Molecule: messenger RNA, 3520 nt
Organism: Poeciliopsis prolifica (blackstripe livebearer)
Lineage: Eukaryota; Metazoa; Chordata; Actinopteri; Cyprinodontiformes; Poeciliidae
Gene: hck
Product: HCK proto-oncogene, Src family tyrosine kinase
Exons: 13
Coding region: 343-1845 (500 amino acids)
Biological process (GO): innate immune response; cell surface receptor protein tyrosine kinase signaling pathway; cell differentiation
Cellular component (GO): extrinsic component of cytoplasmic side of plasma membrane
Molecular function (GO): non-membrane spanning protein tyrosine kinase activity; ATP binding; signaling receptor binding
Source: RefSeq, a predicted model, not a curated record
AAGAAGAAAAAGAAGGAAGCCUCAGCUGUGGUGUGUUCAGCCAGUGAAACCAAGAGCAGGGGCUGACGUGUUGCUUGUUCCUCUUCACAGCAGCUUGAUGCGCACAGCUCAAACUUCCUCCUUCAAGUCCAGUGUGCCGCCGCUCCGCCGCCCCGUUCACAUCUGCAGCGCCGACCCCGCGAGCGGGUUCGGGAGAAAUGGACGCCGCACGCGAGGAAUGAAGAACCUUCUCGACGGCCGUCAUCGUCUGAGCCCAGAAGAUCCCCGCCGAGCAUAGAGACAGACAGACAGACAGACAGACAGCCCGCGUUUCCAACAGACUCAUUAAAAGCAGACGGCAUCAUGGGCUGUGUGGGCUCAAAGAAGGAGCAGAAGUUCCCCAGCAAAGACACGGAUAACAGCGACCAGCAGAACAGAGCUCAGGUACACUAUGUCAGAGACCCCACCUCUGGAAGCAAAGCUGCCGCCAAAUUGCCCUCAAAUGCAACCUCUUCGGAUGGUGAGAGUGAUGCCAUUGCACUGUUCGACUAUGAAGCGAUUCAUGAAGGAGACCUUGGCUUCAAGAAAGGAGAUAAACUCAGAAUUUUGGAGGAGUCAGGCGAGUGGUGGAGAGCCAAGUCCAUCAGCACAGGCCAGGAAGGCUACAUCCCCAGCAAUUAUGUAGCCAAAGAUACUCUGGAGACAGAGGAUUGGUUCUUUAAGGGUGUUAGCAGAAAGGACGCCGAGAGGCAACUCCUGGCUCCAGGGAAUCGAGUCGGAUCCUUCAUGAUCCGAGACAGUGAGACUACCAAGGGUAGCUACUCUCUGUCCGUCAGGGAUCUCGACCCCCAGGCUGGUGACACAGUUAAACAUUAUAAAAUUCGAACUCUGGACAACGGAGGAUUUUACAUCUCACCACGCAUCACCUUUGCCACUCUGCAAGAGAUGGUCAGCCAUUAUAAGAAACAGGGAGACGGCCUCUGCCAAACUCUGACCAACCCAUGUUUGAGCCCAAAACCUGAAAAGCCUUGGGAAAAGGACGCCUGGGAAAUCCCAAGAUCUUCACUUAAGUUAGAUAAGAGACUUGGUGCAGGACAGUUUGGAGAAGUUUGGAUGGCUACAUACAAUAAGCACACCAAGGUAGCUGUGAAGACCAUGAAGCCAGGCAGUAUGUCAGUGGAAGCCUUCUUGAUGGAAGCCAACCUGAUGAAGAGUCUACAGCACGACAAACUGGUUCGACUCAACGCUGUGGUCACCAAAGAAGAGCCCAUCUAUAUCAUUACUGAGUAUAUGGAAAAAGGCAGUUUGUUGGACUUCUUAAAGAGUGACGAAGGCAACCGUGUCCAGCUUCCCAAGCUUAUUGACUUCUCUGCCCAGAUUGCAGAAGGUAUGGCAUACAUUGAACAGAAGAACUACAUCCACAGAGACUUGAGAGCUGCCAAUAUCCUGGUUAAUAAGUCCUUAGUGUGCAAAAUUGCUGACUUUGGCCUUGCUCGUAUCAUUGAGGACAAUGAAUACACAGCUAGAGAAGGAGCCAAGUUUCCAAUCAAAUGGACGGCCCCUGAAGCCAUCAACUACGGUUCCUUCACAAUAAAAUCAGACGUCUGGUCCUUUGGAAUCUUGUUGACUGAGAUUAUCAGUUAUGGACGCACCCCCUACCCAGGAAUGACUAAUCCAGAGGUAAUCCGUUCUCUGGAGAAAGGUUAUCGAAUGCAGCGCCUUGACAGCUGUCCCACUGAACUUUAUGAGAUCAUGCUGGAGUGCUGGAAGAACAAGCCAGAGGACCGUCCCACCUUCGACUACUUGCAGAGUGUCCUGGAAGAUUUCUACACAGCCACAGAGAGCCAGUACCAGCAGCAGCCAUGAGACAUGAUCCAUUAAUAUGUGCUGAAGGUUCAGCAUGCGUCUGCAGUGGUGCAGUUCAGGCCACAAACCCUUAUAGUUUAGCUCUCUGUUUAUUUACACACACGGCACAGCAAUAGUAGGGACUGUACAGAAAUUACUAGCCGAUAAUUACGUUUACUUUUGAAAGAUAUGUCUUCACAGGUUUGCUAUUUAAUAAAAAGCUCUAGUUUCAAGAGAGAAUGAGCUACAGGAUUGGAAAGGUUUCGCUAACAUAUCAGUUUCUAAAAGUGAAACUCCAUUUGUGUCCACAAAGACUGCCUAAAAAAUGUGAUACUAUUUUUAUACGUUUUAUUUAAAUUGAGAGUGGCAAUAAUUCCACAGCACUAAAACUCCCAACUCAAAAGAUUGGAAGUGCGUCCUAUAUGUCAGAGAUAGAAACACAACUCAGACAUUUGUUGUUUUUCUCACAAUAUAAUCAAUUUUUUCUUACAUGUUCUGUUUAUUGAAUAAAUAGUUUAUUACUCAAGGCCGCACAAACUGCAUAAAGCUUUGUUGAUAAAUUAGUGCUUUAGCUCCACCUUGUGGUCUGGAGUUUAAUAGAGCCUCAAAAGUUUGGCACAUACAGGCAGCAGUCUUGAAAACAAGUGCAUAGCACAUAAAAUGUUAAUAUUUAUUAUCUGAAAAUUCACCAUAAACCCUCCAGAUGCACCACAAUCAUUACGGGUAAAGUGUUCAUUGGUGCUUUUCAGAAAUACACAUCAGUUUUGGCCUCUGAAGAGCAGCACUUCAAAGAACAUUUUUAUCUAAUUUAUUUACUUAGAUGCAUUAAAUACACACUGCGCUAUACGUUUGGAGCUCGGCAAAUUCAGAACAAAAAGCAUUUCAUUCGUGCCAUUGUUUUGAUGUAAUUAUCGCUAAUGAUAAUUUGUUCUGUAUUGGUAAGGUUUUGUAGUCCUGCUGUAACUUUUAUACAAUCCCUAACUUUUUAAAACAUGACCACCUUCAUCAAGCUCAGCAGAUAUUUUCAGUACUAACUCAGAAUUACAGAAAUUUACCAUGUGAAAAAAAAAAACAUAGGCCUGACCAUGGUAGCAAUUUUCUCUCUGCACAUGUUUCCACAUUAUUUGUGGCUUAUUUUAGCAUUCCUUAUUCACAGUGCCUUUGACAGUGGCUCUUUAAUCCACGUUCAAUCAGCAAUAUAUUCCAUAUGAUUUGUAUAUACAGAAAAGCACUCAGUCUUAGAUUUAUUCUGCUUGUUAAUUCUUACAUAUAUGUUCUUUAUGACUUAAGUUAUUUUUAAAAAAAAAGCAGUUCAUACUUAUCUCAUUAAUAUUGUCUUUAAAAUUAGAAAUCUUUUAUAAGUUUGUAUGCUUGUUUUAGCGAAAAGCAAUGACUGAUGCUUACCCAUGAAUUUUUAUAGUGCUGGGAGUUGGAUGUAAAUUGCACAUAAACAUUCAGGAUUAAAAUCCUGAACAAGUGAGAUUCUAUUUUGAAAGACAUCUACGCAAUAGUGUAUCAGAAAUCUCUCUUUAAGUGUAGAGACAUAUAUGAAUGAAGCACAGCAAUUGCUCAAAACUGUAUAUAAUCAUUUGGUGAAGACUUUUUUUUCUGUUUUUCAAUGUGAAUCUCUUGACAGUUUGUGAAUGCUUAUGUGCAACUCUUAUGACAAUGGUUAAAUAAAAAGGUUGAAAGAUUG